GUGGGGUGAGUGGUGGAGUGAGUAGUGAGUGGUGGAGUGAGGGGUGAGUGAGGGGUGAGUGGAGGACCAGUGGAGCGGCCAGUCGAGGAGUGAAGUUCACCCCUUGGGAUGCUCGCUAUAAAUCAGGUAGAUACCCCCCCAUCACCAGCCCCUUCACGCUCCUCCUCAGAGACCCGAGUGCUUGAGGCGGCGGCGUCGACCCAAGCUGCGCUGCCUCCCCCGGUGCCCCUCUGUCGGUAGGGGCGGCCUCGCUAGACUCGAGGCUUGCGGCCUCGACGGGGUCUAAAGGGAACAUCGUCUACCUUAGCCGACACCUAUGCAAACUGUUUGUCAAUGAAGUUUGCACUUAAAUUGUAUGCAACUGAUAACAAGUGACCCGACAUCAGGGAGCUGGGAUCUGAGAUCUCUGGGAUAAGCAACCUGGGAGUUGGGAUCUGGGACCCCGGCUCUAGGGUCCCAGGUUUCCUCACCAGAGACCUCAGGGGGACCCCUGCGUCUCGCGUCCCCUCAAGGGGUCCCCUCACUGGGUCCCCUGUCUCCUCACGGGGUCCCCUGUCUCCUCGGACGCCAUGAGGGGGACUUUUGCGAGGAUUCGGGGCGGCGAGCCCCCCGCGUCGGGGGAGGGCCCCCCCCCCGUCAAGCGGCCGUGCGGGCCCACGGUCACCGACCCCUUCCCGGACGACUUGAACUUGUCCGAUGCCGACUUUGAGCAGUUGAACCUGCUCGACUCGCAGGCCGAGCCACAGCAGCAGGCCGAGCCACAGCGAGUCGCGGCGACACUCCCUCGGCUGCGGACUGCGAUUGCCCCUGGACCACGCGGCUCGCAGGGUCCCGGGCCGUGGGCCCUACCGGUCCCUGGGCCACGGCCUGCGGGGGUGGUGGCCGCCGCGGACGAUCCCCCCUCGGAAGGUCAAGGGUCCAGGGAGGUGGAGGCUCUGAUACGGGAGGGGCAGUCAUUGAAGGACAAGUGCACACGACUGCAGGAGGAGGUGCACAUGCGCGAGGGAGAGGCGAGGAUACUGCGCGAGUCUCUGCAAGCGGUGCAGGCCGCCCUGAACGAGCAACGCGUCGAGCGACUGAGACACGAAAGGGACGCCACCCUCGCCGUGGACCAGCGUGAGCGGGACCUCCACAAGCAGGUGGAGGGCCUGAAGUCUCAGAUGCAGUUCAAAGACGCCGAGACGAAGUCGCUGCAGAACCGCCUGUACGUGCUGGAGCGGGGCACACGGAGCCCGCGGUCCCCCUGGGGUGGCUCUGGCCUCACUACUGGCAGUCCACGAGUGGGCGCAUCAUCGCCUCGUGCAGACUCCUCGCUUGGCCGUGGCACUCGGACGGAUGCAGCAGAAGAGAAGAAGCAGAUGAAGGAUUGUGGGAAAUCGCAGGCAUCGGAGGAUGGGCGCGGCACGUGGGUGAUCAAGCGCCAAUGGAGCCAGGGUGCGCUGCUGGUGGAUAAGCUUCUCCGCGUGCCUGGUGUGUGUGCCCAUCUGCCUGUGAGCUCGGCUGCUAGGAGAGGAGGAGGUGCGGUCUCUGCCGAUGCCGAUGGUCAUGACAACCCCGGCGAUGUCCGCUCCGCUUUGGUGCUCUCCCUGAACGGCCUCUCCCGGCUGCUGCACCCCACCGGCCCUGCCAGCCCACUCAGCAGAUCUCGGACUUCAGGACCGACCGGCCCGCGUGGCAUUGACGGAGACCUGUUGGAGUGGGGCAUCGUAGGUCGUGAGGCCGAAAUAUUGUCGCACUUCCUGCCGCUCAUCGAGCUGCGGCUGGGCCGCUACGCCGAUGCCGCCUUGGCCCGAUUCACCUCCCGAUCCAGGCCUGGCGAGGAGCCGGUCGUGGUUGCUAUGGAAACGGAUGCCGAGGCAGCAGCGGCUGCGGCGGUGGACGCGUUGGUGCUGGAGGAGGAGGCGGAGGCGGCACUGAAGACGCUCCUUGCCCUCCUCGCCGGCGCGCCCGCCCCCAUCGCCAAGGCGUUGUCGCCGUUGCCUCAAGAACCCGAGACGGAAGGGGGCCCGGUUCGGGAGAAGGGGGCCUUGGGAAAAAUAGUGGGGGACCCAGGCGCACCUCACCCCCUGCUGAAGAGGCUGGUGCAGGUGCUGAAGCCGUGUGGUGAUGGCUUGGAGCGAACGGGGGCUGUGCGGAGCAGGGGAGGGGGGGCGGGGCUGCUGGGGGGUCCCGGGCGAGGGCAGCGGGAGGCGAUCGUCUGCACCGUCCUGCGGGUGCUGGCUCAGCUGGCAGAGAAUCGCCACGGCAACCUCACGGAGAGCCUGCUGUUGGCGCUAGAGGGGAGCGGGCGGCUGGCGCGCUGCAUCACCGUGAAGACUCCUCCCAGCACGGUGCUCCAGGUCACACGGAUCCUCACCGCGGUGUGCUGCCAGCCCCGCGCCCUCUCCCUUCUUGGCUGCGGGUCAGACCACUGCACGCUGCUGCACGUGUGCACGUACGUGUGUGAUCGGGGGCCCCGGGGCUCCGAGCCUCACCCCGACGCCUGGCUCCAUCUCCAGCUGCAGCUGGCGCGGGUGGUGGGUGCCAUGGCAGAGGCGGGGCUGGUGCCGCAGCUCCUCGCCUCCCCCUGCUCCUGCUCACACGAGGUGGGGAAGGCGCUGGCGCUUUCGCUGCACCGCGCCUGGCUCUCGGUGCGGGAGCCCAUGUGCUACGUGGGCGGCGCGACUCGCUGGGUAGCGCCGCUGUCCGGUUGCAAGGAGCGCCGGACGGGCCGGGUGAUGCGCGAGCUCGUGUGGGGCCUCUGCGCGCUGUCGGCCGGCCCCGAUGACGGGCGUUUCUGGAGCCUCCUGCAAGACGCGGCUCACCCAUUCGUGGAGGCCACCCGCUGCCUGCGGAGUGGUCUCCUCCUCCAGAGUCUGCUGCCUGACUAUGGGCCUGCUGAUGAGGCUGCCCUGGAAGGACUCUGCUUCAAUCCUCACGUGACCAGCGAGCAGCACAGCCACGUGGAUGACGACAUGGAGGUCACAUGACCUCCUGGAGCUACGAGCGUCGAUUGUCACGCCCCCCCCCGCCUUGCAUCGACGUCACCUGGGUCAUAGGUCAUAAAAUAUCUCCAAAGCGGGAGGCAGCGGUGCUGUAGCGAGUGGACCGAUGGCUCGUUAAGCAGCGAUGUCGUGGAGUUUUGACGCCGAGUUAAGCAGCGAUGUCAUUGCGCCAACCUGAACACGCGAAGUGUCGGCGUCUUUCUGUUUACGGUUACAAGGAAACGUUCAGCAAUUACGUAUUUGGGUUGAUUACCAGCUCUUAAUGCUGUGACAUAGCAUUUGACGAUGCGUCAAGUGGCGAAGUCAUCGCGUGUACGAGGAGGACGUAGAGCUGUGACAUUGAACCGAUCGCCGGCACCUGUCGCAGUGAUGUCACUGAGUUAAGUGACAACGUUGUGAUCGGUCACGUCAUGGACUUACCGUUUGAAGCAGUUAUGUCAUGGGGUUUACCGUCAAGCACUCAAAGCAAUGCCAUGGGAUUGAGCGGCAUCACCUGUAGCGGUGACAUGAUCAGAUGAACUUUAAGGAUUUGAAGCCCGAAGUCACCAUGUUUACUGACGACGUUCACGGUGACGUCAUUGGGCAACCUGCACGGUGUGGGGUACGAUUGCGUCACAGCUCCGACCCGCGCUGUCCCUGCGACGCGACCUGUCGAGUGGGUGCGGGGGGGGGGGGGUGCCACGCUCGGGGGGUAGAGGGCGACCACCUCGUCGUGUGCUUCACAGCGCGUCCAUUGUGCAGUUGAGUUGAAAUAAAAGUUCUCGGGCGGUG
Petromyzon marinus (sea lamprey) is the source of this 3755-nucleotide messenger RNA. RefSeq names its product ATR interacting protein (gene ATRIP). Gene Ontology annotation, biological process: DNA repair; DNA damage checkpoint signaling. The record is from RefSeq and is a predicted model, not a curated record. NCBI's taxonomy places the organism in Eukaryota, Metazoa, Chordata, Hyperoartia, Petromyzontiformes, Petromyzontidae.